UGCAAGUGACGUCGAAUGACAGCUUGCUCCCUUUUUUCGGUCUUUUAGCUGUUUUCGACAAAGUUAUACAAAUAACAUCCCCUGGGAAAGUGAAUAAUGUGCGUUGUUAACAUAAGUGUUUUUUGACACGAUAACCUUAGGAGUUGCUAGAGUUGAAAAAAGAUUUUAAAAUGGAGUGAACGUUAAAAGAGUGAAGCAGACGAAGAUGAGCAGGAUCGCGAAGACGACCUGUCCGGGAGGCGGCCUUUACGUCCUCGAGGGCGAGGUCGGCCUCCUGAUGACGGCAAUGCGUCGUGGAGUUCGGUGGUCAUCACACUCUCACCAGGACGAAGAUCAAGAUGCCUUGAUGAAAGGACUAUCUUCCUUAAAGGAAGCAUUAAAUGAAGCCAAAAAUCUGUCCCAGUUGGAGCCAGGUGUUUUUAUGGCCCCUUUUCUCGAGAUUAUUCGAUCGGAAGAGACCACUGGACCAGUAACUAGUCUUGCACUGUCUGCAGUUAAUAAAAUAAUUUCCUAUGGACUUCUAGAUCCUGAACAACCAGCUAUUGCCCCUUGCGUUGAAGGCGUAGCAGAUGCUGUUACCCAUGCACGAUUUGUGGGUACUGAUGCAUCUGGAGAUGGCGUUGUUCUCAUGCGAAUCCUCCAAGUUCUGCGAGCCCUUAUGUUAUCACCUGCUGGUGAUCAUCUUUCGAAUGAAAGCAUUUGCGAAAUCAUGCUCAGUUGUUUCAGAAUUUGCUUCGAAACUCGCCUGAGUGAAUUAUUAAGGCGAACUGCAGAGCAUUGUUUGAGAGACAUGGUUCAGCACCUUUUUAUAAGAUUGCCACAGUUCGUUGACGAUUCGAGAGGCCUUCUGAAUAUGAAGAAAAUGAGAACGAACAGUAUUGAUAGUACGAGAAGCAAGUCUAGAAAAACCAAGAAUCAUUCCAAAUCAAAAUCGCAACUAAAUCCUGAGGAAAUGGAGGGAAACGAGUCGAAUCUUUUGAGUCCUGUAGAUAGAGUAAGAGUUGGUCAUUUAGCGACUACACCUGUGACACCCGCUGGAAAUAUUGUAGACAUGCAAGGCUCGUUGGAUCAAAGUCCACCCGAAAAAAUCGAAGAGGAAAAGACGGAAAAUAAAGAGAGUGUCGUUAAAAACUUAGAAGUUGAAAAUAAUAAGGUAGAAAGCCAGGAUGCCAGUAAGGAACCAGUUAUUCCCGGAGAAAAUGUCUCGGUAAACGAUCCCGAAAUUAGUCAAGUGUUCCAAAAAGAAAACGAGUCUUCCGAAAACAAGAGUGAGGCGGAAACUACGGAAAAGUCGGAAACUGAUGCAGAAUCUUUGGGGAAGGAAACUGUCAUCGAGGCUCAAGAAAAUCGAGUGGAGGAAAAAGCAGAUUGGGUGCAAUCGCCAGUCGGAAGUGUGGAAGAUUUAUCGUCAGUUGACGAUAAUUCAAGUACCUACGACGCAUCAAAAGUGCCCAAAAUAAAAUUAGAGAACGAAACCGUAGAAGAAUAUGUGAAUACUCAGGGCGUGAGAUUCAUGCCUCUCCAAGAACACACACCAUAUGGUUCCCUUUGCGUUCGUGAGCUUUUUAGAUUCCUCGUUUCGAUUUGCAGUCCACUUGAUAAACAAAACACAGAAAUAAUGACGCACUUGGGACUCAGCUUGUUGCAAGUUGCAUUAGAAAUUGCUGCGGAUUCGCUUUCUAAUUUCCCGUCGUUGCUUGCACUUGCCAAGGAUGAUCUUGUGAGAAAUCUGAUUUUAUUGCUGGGAUCGGAUCGAUUGUCGAUUCUAGCUGCGAACCUGCAAGUAUCCUUUUUACUAUUUGAGUCGCAGAGGGAGCAUCUGAAGUUCCAGAUGGAGCAUUAUGUGAUAAAGUUGAUGGAAAUUGUCAAUUCUGAAUCGAAUCGGAUAUCGUAUGAACAACGGGAGUUAGCUUUGGAAGCUAUCGUGAGGUUGUGGAGAAUACCGGGAUUGCCGGCAGAAUUGUAUUUGAAUUACGAUUGUGGCCUCUAUUCCACAAAUCUUUACGAAGAAUCGAUGAAGCUUUUAUCUAGGAACGCCUCGGCUCUUAUGGGAACCAUGUACAGUAUGCAAUUUAUUUCGUUGGAUGCCAUAUUUAAUCUAAUUUCGGGCAUGGAGGCCAGAUGCAAAGGCUUGCACGAUCUUUGUAAAACUUCAAGACACACCUCUUCCUCAAAUCUUCCUACUCGGGAGGAACUGAUAACUACAAAAGCGAAUAAGAGGUGGCUGGCUUUGGGGACGGAAAAGUUCAACGAGAAUCCCCGAGAAGGGAUCGCAAAAUUGUUAGAGCAUGGACUUCUAGGAGGAACUCCAGGCCAGCCUGAUCCCGAGAAAAUUGCCAAGUAUCUUCGAGAAAAUCCCGGUCUGGAUAAAAAAGCGAUCGGCGAAUAUAUCAGCAAAAAGGAGAAUAAGACAAUCCUGAAUUGCUUUGUCAACAAUUUCGAUUUCAAAAACACUCGUGUUGAUCAGGCAUUGCGAUUGUAUCUUGAAUCUUUUAGACUUCCUGGAGAAGCUCCUCUAAUUUCGAUGUUGCUCGAAAAAUUCGCAGAACACUGGCACAAUAGCAAUAACAAGCCAUUUGCAUCGGCCGAUGCGGCCUUCACUCUCGCUUACGCGAUAAUUAUGUUAAACGUGGACCAGCACAAUUAUAAUGCAAAGAGGCAAAAUAAUCCGAUGACUGUUGAUGAAUUCAAACGGAAUUUGAAGAAAGUCAAUGGCGACGCGGAUUUUGAUCAAGAUAUGCUCGAAGAAAUCUAUAUUUCCAUCAAAAAUGAAGAAAUUGUCAUGCCAGCGGAGCACACUGGUCUCGUGAAGGAAAAUUAUCUGUGGAAAGUUUUACUUAGAAGAAGCUGUGGUCUAGAAAGCAAGUAUCUGACAAUUGGAGGAGCUGGUGAAUUUGUAGAUAAGGAAUUAGCAGAAAGAGCUUGGGCUCCGAUUGUCAGUGCACUUUGCAGAGCCUACGAUAAAGCUCCGGACAAAUUACUCCAGCGCAGAGUUGCUCAAGCAUUCCUAAGCUGUGCUGCGAUCAGCGCUCACUACGGAAUGACGAGCGACCUCGACACUUUGAUAGUCAGCAUAUGCAAAUUUACUGGACUCGCAGCUGGAGGAGAACCGGACCAAGUGAUUCUUCAUCUUGGUAGCAGUGGAAGGUGUCAAUUAGCAGCUCACACCCUCUUUAAAAUCACUCACAUGCAUGGAGAUGCUUUAAGAGCAUCCUGGAAAAACAUAGUUGACUGUUUCCAGACUUUGUUCCUAGCUAGAGUUCUGCCAAAGAACAUGACCGAAGGCGAGGAUUUCCUGGACCCAUCCGGAAAAAUCUCCUUGCUUCGGGAACCCGCUGCUCUGAAAACUCCUCCAGUGGAGCAAGGAAUUCUUUCGAGUUUAUAUUCCUACAUUGCUCUUCAUACAACCAAGCUUCCUCAUCCGGCAGAAAUUGCUGCGAGAGAAAGAGCUGCAAAGUGUGUCGCAAAUUGUCAAUUAAAACAAAUAAUCGAGGAGAGCAAAUUCCUGCAGGUCGAGUCUCUUCGAUCUCUGAUUGGCGCUUUGGUAUCAGUGAAAUCCGAGGACGAGGAUCUUUCCGUUUUCCUGUUGGAAUGUCUUCUAAAAGUGACAAUUCAGAACCGGGAUAGGGUCGUUUGCAUUUGGCCGGUAGUUCAAGAACACCUUGAUGGCAUUUUAACAACAGCAGCUAGAGACAAUCAACCUUAUCUUCUGGAACGUGUAGCAGUUGGAAUGUUGCGACUUGCGAUAAGACUUCUUCGAGGAGAAGAAUUAGCUUGCACUGUUUUGCCACCUUUAACACCUUUAACGCAUUUGACAUCAGUUACAACAUCUCCUCUUUCAAGACAAAUCGCUUACGGUCUUUCUGAACUACUCAAAACUGGUGCUGCUAACAUUCAUUCGACGGAAGAUUGGAAAGUGAUUUUCAAUUUAUUAGAAUGCGUGGGGGCUGGAGCCGUGCAACCGAAACAAUCAAACGCUGUUUUGGAUGAAGUGGCUUCAUCGAAAAAUUCGGUGCUAGAUCCUCGUCCGGUGAGUCCAGUUCCUGAGUGGGUAUUGGUCUCGCCUACUGGAACGGAGGCUCCACUUCCAGUAGCGGCUGAAACGAUAGUUUUGGAUAGGAAUCUUAAACCUCAUGACCAGGCAGCGUUGGUAAAGUGUGUUGAGAGUCUCUCGUUCCUAGUUAGAGAUGUUGCUCAUGUUACGCCUUUUAAUUUCGAAUUGUGCGUCCGGUGUGUGAGAACCUUUGCUGAAGCAGUGCUUCAAUGUACUGGGAAUCGAAGUAGGGUUCAGAGCUCAACAGACGAGGUUCCUAGCUAUCAACAAAGUCCGAUUCAGUUGCUGGAGUUGAUGCACACCUUGCAUACGAGGACUGCUCAGAUUUUCCAAUGGUGGGUUCAGGCAGGAGGAACGGAGCCAGUUUCUCCCUGGUCACAAGGAUGGAAACCACUAUUGCAGGGAAUUGCAAGACUUUGUGGUGACAGUAGGAGACCAGUUCGCGCCUCAGCCAUCACUUUCCUCCAAUCUCUCCUCGCUCACGAACUGACCCAGCUUUCUGCGAUUGAAUGGUCACAGUGUCUGGAACAAGUUCUAUUUCCAUUAUUUGCACAACUCCAGGAACCAAUCGCACCAAAUGAUCCGAUCGGAGUCGAAGAGACAAGAUUCAGAGCAGCAACUCUCCUCUCCAAGGUAUUUCUUCACCAUCUUACACCUCUUUUGAGUCUUCCUGGAUUCCUGCCACUCUGGUUAACAGUCCUGGAUCUUCUUCAAACAUUCAUGAAAGCAGACAAUAGUGAGCUUUUAUUAGAAGCUAUUCCGGAAUCGUUAAAGAAUAUGUUACUUGUGAUGUCUUCCGCUGGAGUCCUGGCUCCAGAAUCCAACUUGUGGGCUCCUACUUGGAGAGCCAUUGAUACGUUUCUACCUAAUUUGAAGACUGAUCUCUUUCCGGAACCGCCUCCGAGUAAAACUCCACUACAUUCGCUGUCCUCACAGUCUCAGUCACAGGUCAUCAGCCUCGUUGAUCAGCAACAACCAUCAUUUCCGAGAUCAAUAGCUCCACAGCCAGAAGGGAAUUCUACCUUGCAAGUCGAAGAUCCAGUUCAGGGAGAGAAAAAUUUGAGUUCAAUUGAGAAUGGUAGUCCUCGAUCGUCAGGCGGAAUAAUAGCUGCAGCGAUUGUACCAUCAUCUUUAAUUGAGAGCAAGGAACCUCAGCAAGUGAUCACUCUUGUUAAUCAACCUCCACCAAGUGUUUCAAGUCCCGUUGCGAUUCAACCGACUGCUCAACAAGUUUUUGACUUUCAUCGACCUGUGGUUCAAACGCAUUUUGCAAUUCCGGUGACGCCGAAUCAAGAGAUUGAGAGGGAGCAACAUAUCCCAGCCCAGCAAGAAAAUAAUUGGCAGACUCCUCAGCAAUUAUAUUCUCAGGAAAUACGAACUCCCGAUGAUUUUAGAAGUCUUCAGGAUUUAAGAAGUCUUCAGGGAUUCAGAACUCCUCUGGAUUUAAGAAGUCUUCAAGAAUUAAGGACUCCCCAGGAUUUAAGAAGUCUUCAGAAAUUACAAACUCCACAGGAUUUAAUUACCCCUCCACAUAUAACACCUCAACCGUUUACGACACCUCAGCCAUUAACCAUUUCUCAACAAGUGACACCACACCAGGUGAUUCCACAUCCCCAGUACUCGCAGAAUUCGUAUCCACAGCCGCAUGAAUUUCAUUAUGCUGGAACAAGCAAUCUCAUUCAUUCCGUUAAACCGCAAGAGGUAUCGAUUGCGGAAAACACAACGGCAACCAUGUUUAAUUCCGCAGCUUACUUUAGCGAAGAUCCCGUGGCGGAUCGUCUCUUUGACGUCCGUCAAGCUAGCACCGCCACCUUGGAGAAUUGAAAAAUCCAAGUUUGCUACAAAGAUAAUAUCUUCGACUAUUUUUGAGCUGCGGACUCAAAAUCAUAAAGCUGAUUAGGAAAAAUCGAUUUUUAUGGUUGCGGUGCGAACUUGACGUCAAAUUACUAAAACAUAAUAUAAACAACAAACUUGUAAAAAUAAAUAACAUAUAU
Belonocnema kinseyi is the source of this 6048-nucleotide messenger RNA. It is a transcript of the gene garz, whose product is annotated as Golgi-specific brefeldin A-resistance guanine nucleotide exchange factor 1. Gene Ontology annotation, molecular function: guanyl-nucleotide exchange factor activity. The record is from RefSeq and is a predicted model, not a curated record. The coding region runs from base 206 to 5878 and encodes 1890 amino acids. The transcript has 16 exons. Gene Ontology annotation, biological process: regulation of ARF protein signal transduction. NCBI's taxonomy places the organism in Eukaryota, Metazoa, Arthropoda, Insecta, Hymenoptera, Cynipidae.